This is a messenger RNA of Miniopterus natalensis, 2290 nucleotides long. Lineage: Eukaryota; Metazoa; Chordata; Mammalia; Chiroptera; Miniopteridae. The record is from RefSeq and is a predicted model, not a curated record.
CUUCCCUGGCGUCGUCUAGGAAAAUCACUUUUGCCAAAACUGAGAAAACUUAACUGCACCCGCCCUCUUCGCUUGUUCUACAAUGAGUGCCAAAUCUGCCAUCAGCAAGGAAAUUUUUGCACCUCUUGAUGAGAGGAUGCUGGGAGCUGUCCAAGUCAAGAGGAGAACGAAGAAAAAGAUCCCUUUCUUGGCAACUGGGGGUCAAGGCGAAUACUUAACUUACAUCUGCCUGUCAGUGACAAACAAGAAGCCCACACAGGCGUCCAUCACGAAGGUCAAACAGUUUGAAGGCUCCACGUCAUUCGUGCGGAGAUCACAGUGGAUGCUCGAGCAGCUUCGCCAGGUUAACGGCAUCGAUCCUAAUCGGGAUUCUCCAGAGUUUGAUUUGUUGUUUGAAAAUGCCUUUGACCAGUGGGUAGCCAGCACAGCCUCAGAAAAAUGCACCUUCUUCCAGAUCCUCCACCACACCUGCCAGAGGUACCUCACGGACAGGAAGCCAGAGUUCAUUAACUGCCAGUCCAAAAUCAUGGGAGGAAACAGCAUCCUCCAUUCAGCGGCCGAUAGCGUGACCAGCGCCGUACAGAAAGCGAGCCAGGCCUUGAACGAGCGCGGGGAGCGGUUAGGCCGAGCAGAGGAGAAGACGGAAGACAUGAGGAACAGCGCCCAGCAGUUCGCAGAAACUGCGCACAAGCUUGCCAUGAAGCACAAAUGCUGAGGAACUGCCUGUCCUGGUGGCCCUCGUAAGAGAAAUGGAAGAGUUUGUUCAGCAGUUUUUACAAGAAUUCCAGACCUCCACUUGCUUCUUUUUUCCAAUAAUAUAUGGACAUUUAAGGGUUUUGUUUUUCUUUUGAAGAUGUUAAUGUGAAAAAGGUGUUGUGUUUAUACAUUUCCCUAAUGAUCUUGCUAAGAAUGUUGCAAUAGCAACAGCUUCGUUUGGGUUUUGGUUUUUUCCACUGUGUGUAUAUGUGUGUAUGUAUGUGUUUCCCCUUUUUUUAAAGUUUGUUUUUUUGUGGUAGUUUGAAUAUGAAAUUUGGACCAAAUGAUAUACUGAGCUGACUCUAAACUGGCAUCAUGUAUUUUUUUCCUAAUAUUAAACAGGAAGGCAUUUGAAUAUGGUGACAUCAGAUGUUAUUGUUCCUGAUUGGAAAUAAAAGUCCAGCGGUGAUUGGCUUCACUCAGUCUCUUAGUUACUCCUAAUUUGAAGGUUAAGAUUCUAUACCCUGAGAAACAAAUCUGUAUUAUGAAAAACAAUUGGAUUUAUCGGGGGAAACAGCAGUCUUAGAUUUUUGCUUUUUAUGUAGUAAUCUUUUGCAUGAGCCAUCACUAGCAUUCAAAAGAACAGAUCAGAAUCACAGAUAGAAAUCUCCUUUCUGAGGUACAGUUUAAAUACAUGUUUCUAGGCUGAUUAUUUGAAAUUAUCAAAUGAAGGUUAAAAAUGUGAGGUUAAAGACCUAAGAAAAAGCCUGUUUAAAAACAUCUGUGCAUUUAUGGCUGCUUCUUUUUGUCAUUGUCCCAAAUUCCAGUAGCUGGUAUUGAAAAAAGCUUGGAUUUUUAUCAAGAAUUGAUUUGUCCAGAUAGACGUCUGUGUAACUGAUAAUGUGAAAAGAUACUACAUUUAAAACCUUUUUUCUUUUCUUUUUACAAAGUCAUGUCUGUUUUAGAGACAUCCUCACAAUGUCCUUGGGAAAUGGCCUUCAGUUUCCUGGUAUCUGAUUUUUGGAAGUUUUGAUGUUGUUAUUGCUGUCUAUUUCUUUAAUGUCAUUUCAAAUAUGGGUUUCUUGACAAAUUUCAUUUCAUGGCAAUUGCAGCUUGCCAGGUCUGACGGAAACAGCACAGUUAAGAAGACUUUACCUCGCAGUCAGACUGAAAAAAGUUGGUUCACACAUAUGAUUUUGUAUUGCUUGAGGUAGUAUUAGAGUCUGGGAGUUUGUUUCUUAGAGGAUUAAAAUGCUAAACAUAAAAGCCAUGCUGUGUCUUCUUGAAAUAGGAGGCAAGCUGCACAUUCAGACACAUGGCCAGCCUCUCACUGCAGCGCAUUGAUUUUUAAGCUGCGUGAAUCUUCAGGACCCUUUCUGUCCCUUCCUAUCCAUGGAUCCAAUUAAGUUCAGGUAUAGUGUAGCCUCUUACGUAGCAGUGUAAGGUAGCUUUUGGAUUAUUUAUGCUGAUUUAAGUACUUAAGUUCACCUGACAGCACAUUCUGGGGGAGAUAGAAAGUUGGGCUAUUGGGGGGAAAAAUUAUCUUAGGCAGUACGUAUCAAAAGGGAGAUAGGAUUUGCCAUAGACAAAUUUU